CUUUCAGUGCAUAAAGCUGACAGAAGCAAGAUGAAGAGAGGCCCAGCACUCGUUUUUAUGCUGUUUCUUGUCACCAAGACCCCAGAUGCCUCUCCAAACCCACUGGAAUGCAAGGAGAGUCAGUACUUUGAUGAGCACGGGAAGUGUGUCCCAUGUAAGGAGUGUGGCCCUGGCUGGGAGCUCUCCAAGGAAUGUGGCUAUGGUGAAGGAAGAGAUGCACACUGCACUGCUUGUCCUCCCAGGAAGUUCAAGGAGACCUGGGGGUAUCAUGGCUGCAAAACAUGUCUCUCCUGCAUCCUCAUCAACCGUGUUCAGAAAUCCAACUGCACUGCCACUUCCAAUGCAGCCUGUGGAGAAUGUCUGCCAGGGUUCUACAGUAAAGUCCGGAUUGGUGGGCCACAAGAUAUGGAGUGCAUCCCCUGCACAAAGCAGACCCCCUCCUCUGAGCCUCAAUGCAGCUCCAGAACAAACCUGAAGGCAGCAGGAUCUGAAGUGCAUCCCCUGCACAAAGCAGACUCCCUCCUCCAAGCCUCAACUCCAGACAAAUCUACAGCACCUCCUCAGGACACAGCCCUCCUGGCACUAACUAGCAGUGCCCUGGUCAUCAUUGCGUUGGUGCUACUGGUACUCUCCAUCAUCUACUGCAGACGUUUCUGGAAGUGCCAGGGCCAGCGAGUUUUUCUGAGGACUCAGAAUUUCUCCGGACACAGAGCGAUGUUCCAGGCCUCAGCCACUCCAGGCAGGUUUCCAUGUGAGGAACAGAUGACUAGUCCAUGCUGCUUGGGUAUGAAGAAACUGAGCCCUUGCUACAGGCAAGCAGAAGGUCCAGCUGAAGUGAUUCAGUUUAUUUCUGAUGGAGAAACUGUUGGCCUUCAGUUCCCUGCUGCCCACCAUGAUUUGGAGUUGUCCCAGGUGAUUGCCAGCAGCCCCAGUCCCAAAUCCCAGCUGGCGAGGAGUGUCUUGGAGACCCAACCCCUGAUAAGGAACUCAGGGUGCAGCGACGGCUCUGCAGGGGGCUUGUCUUCCUCAGAUGUCAGGCAGGGCCCAGUUGAGUUCACAGAAGCCCUGGCCCCUCUCUCAUCAUGUGCCUCAGAGAUGCAGCACAAAUGGCCCCAUGCCCCAGUGGAGUGCACCGAGCUAGACCUGCAGAAAUUCUCCACGCAGGCUGAGUGCAUGGGCACUGGAAGGCAGGAGGAUGCAGCAAAUGAGGUGGCUCAAACAGUCCCAAGAGCUAAAUCUGAGUUAACCCUUGAAGCAAAGUGUGGAUUCGUUAUGGAGCCUGCCAGGGGCUUGUCCCCAGCCUGCCGAAACCCCACAGCUGAAAGUGGGGAGCAGCCAGUGGAUGACACCCGGAGUCUUGUGACUGGGAUCACCAGCACUACACAAGGUCUCCCGAUAGCACAGCUCCCUCACUCCUUGGUGCUGUCGCUUGGCUUCCAGUUGGACCCUUCUUUACCUGGUGUAAAGAAUUUCAGCCAUGUGGGGAUGGAGCUAGGGGUCCCAGCCCACCUGGUGAGCAAGAUGUCUGGAUUUGAGCAGCUGGUCACUCACCUCACCUCCUCAGGGGACACAGUCACCGUUCCUGUCCUGGCCCGGGCCCUACAGCAACUCCACCGUUUUGAUGCCUUGCUCUUGCUGUGUGAUCACUUUGCUGUGAGCUAGACCCUGAGCUUCCGGUGGUAGGUAGCACGAUGGGAGCAGAGGAGCUGUAGGUAUUUUAUCAGCCAGAGGGACCUGGCAGCAAUGUGCCCAUCUGGUCUCCAGUGCCAUCUGGUCUUCAACUGUGUGAAGAAGGCCUUUGCAUCUUGAGGUAAAAUCACAGGGUAAGCAGGAACACUUUGCUUAUGAGGAAAGCAAGGGGAACCAAUGAGAGUAUCAGCCCCGUGCACUUUGGACACCCACAAUGAGCUUUUCAUAUACCCUGGACCACUGCUGGAGCCGUGCCUCAUGCUGGCCACCAUUGGGUUCUUCAGUAAUGAUGCACAAACUUCUUCCACAGUCUGCCUUCAGACUUGUGUAUAUCUGUGUCCAGAGACAAACUGGCCUUCCUGGCUACUGUGAAUGGCUUUAGGGCCUUCUGCCUCCAUGGCCUGGUGCUGGUGUGUGAUAAGACUGAUCCUUGGGAAGACUCAGUGUUAGCUGGAUUGGCCUUUUAAAAUAUUUUCUGAACCACCCAGCAGCCAUGACCCUUCCAGGUGGUUCAGUCUUUAUGGGUCUUCUUUGUAAACCAGUAAUUUGGAGUUGUUUCCUGCCUCUGUUAUUCUCCGUGGGGUUGUUUCCUGCCUGCGGACUAAGUUCUCUCUCUCUCUCUCUUUCGGGAUCCUCUUGGUUGUUGUGAUUGGUUUAUUCAAAGGGAUACAUGGAAGUGUAUUAAAAUAGCCUUCUCUUCUUAAGGGGAGUUUUGGUCCACUCUGCUGUGUGGAGCUGUCUCUCACAGGCCCAGCAGUCAUUUCAUGAAUCUAUAACUUUUCAGAUAUGGGCCUUCCCCAUUUAGCAAACACUGGAUUUCUUGGGUUUCUGCUCAGCACCCAGAAGCUGGGGCUGGUUUUUUGGUGUCUUCUUCCUCUGUGCACUAAUACAGGGCACAGUUCUUGAAGGGUUGUUCAGCUGUAAGUUCUCCAGGGAGGCUCACGUGCCAUGCCAAAAUGGUGCUACAUUUCAAUUUCCCUUCCUGGUUAUGGACAUGGUACCAUUUUCUUCAGAAGGAUAUUUCAGAUCAAGAGUUGGGGUGUUUAAGUUUUGUGGAAUUUUGCUCCUAAGUAAGACAGCAAGGUAGUCAUUGCUUUCCCUCAUCUCCUACCCAGCAUCUCUGCCUGCUUGCCACACAAAUACUUGCUAAUGGGCUCUUCCGUGCCAAUAUUUGUGGCAUCUCACAGCAAGGGUUUUGUCACAUUCAAGUCUUCUAUGCAUCUUAAAUAUCUGAGGUUUUAAGGAUACAUGAUCAAAAUGGGACCUGGUGUAGCACAAGGUGUAGGUUUCUUCUUCAUUUCCUGGCUGUAAGUGCCCAGAUUAUAUCUUGAAAUAUGGGGAGCCUUAGCUUUUAUUUUGGUAGAUCAUGAAUGGAUUCAGCGAUUUUUAGCUGGUAAAGGUAAUAGGCAGCUAAAUACUAUUGACAAGUAGAAGGAAUCUGCAAGGGCCUCUGUACAGAGAGCAGGGGCAGGGAGUUCUCUUUUCAGUACAUGUGUGUUUGAUUUAGCUGAUGAUCUUUGUGGCUGGAAGCCCAAUGGUUGUGGGCUCAUUACAAUAAGUAUUAAAAUAAUUGUGCCAUUAGUAAUAAAAACGGCUGUUUAAAAUCAUUUUGUUGUUCAGGCUGGAAACAGCCUCACACUGAUUUCUGAGGAUGGCCGUAACAAGAGUGGCUUGUCUUUACUUCCCUCUGCGAAGAUGUGUCAGAACUUGCAACAGUUCAACGCUGUUUGUCUUUCUGAUGUUCCUGGAGCUGGUGCCUGUAGGCAGAUUCCAUAGCUGGUGGCUACAGGUUUCCAGGCCGUUUUCACAAUUUUGGCCGUUUUUUGGAUUUACUCUGUGUGAAACGAUUAACAUGAUUUGACAAAUUGGAUCAGGGGAGAUGUGCGAGGUAUGAAAUGAUCUAAAGUGCUCAUAAGCCUGGAAAAAUCCUUCCACUUGAGAGCUGUUUUGACUGACAGAAGCAACAUUAACACAAGCCUCUAAACACGGUAUUUUCAUCAGGGGCAAAUACUUCAGGAGAAAAUGAGACACGCCUCUCACCUCCUAGGGAGAGGCCAGGGUGGAUAUGGGAUAGGAAUCCAGUGCUGGUGAUCAUCUGCAGUAGUUUGCCUUGUGGCUGCAGAGUACACCCCCGUCCCUUCCUGCGAUGAUCACUGGCGUGUGACAAACCCUAUUAUAUUGUCAGUGUGUUUUCCUGCCCUGGCUCUCAGCUGUGCCAUGCUGGAUUCCUUUCAUAGCAAAGUCUUUUUCACUGAACAACUGUGCUCUAUGGAGAGGAAUUGCUGGGAGCAGACUUGCACUAAGGAGUGUGCAGUGCAUUCAGUCAGGGGCUUUUAUUGUAACCCCAACCAGGGUUUCUCUACAAUUUGCUGUAGGUAGGAUCUAGUGAGCAUCUACCAGGUAAAAUUGGACCCAGGCUGACUUAAGGAGGCCACUGCUUUUCUUUAUUUAUGGCUGAAGACUGGCACCUAGUGGAAGAGAAAGGAAGCUCCUCUAAUUAUCUCUAUCCUGGGCUCUAGGAUGGGUUCUGUGUUGGGAGGGGGUACGGGUUGUUUAAAACCUGUAACCGAGAAGAAUGUGGCUAGCUCCACUCUGACCAAGGUACUGGUGUUGGCCUUUUCCUGUGUGUGGCUCAAUAUGCCAUGUCAUUCUGUACUUUGUUGUGCAGGGAUUAUUAUUUUUAACAGGGUCUUUAAACUGAUGUCUGGGGCCAAGGUUCAGAUUGUGCCACCUAGCUGCAUAUCUCCACCUUGCUGUAUACUCCAAAUGGUGAGAGUCUAAUGGAGCAUUGUUAAUCCCAGGAGGUCUGGGACACUGCACAUUCUGAGCAGAUUCAGUGGUGCUGAGCAGUAUUAGGAGGUGAGGAGGAAGUUUUGCUGGGUUCACAGCUUUGCUGAAGUGCUCCAGUUAGUAUUGUGUGCACUGGGCAGUUCUCGUCUUCCCAUGAGCCCUUGAGACCAUGAGUUGGACUGUACCUGGUGAAACCUUCCCUUCCCAGAGCUAAGAAAUUAAGCUGUUCAUACUUGGCACCUUUCUUGGCAGCUUCUGCCCUGCAUGUUGCAUGGCAUACAGGCCAGUUUGUUCACGUUGCCUGAGGAUCAGUGGAGUGGCAGGGAUGUAGCAUGAUUUUGGCUGGAUGUACUGGGAAUGGUUGGUAGCAGGUGGGGAGGGAUAGAGAGAAGAGGGCAGGAUGGUUUUCAGUGUUCCUAGCAAAUGACUGCGCUCUGGUUCAUGACAGUUAACAAGAGUGGCUAAAAGCCAACAAACGCCAAGAUACAGAGCAGAAAGGUCUUGUGAAUGGCACAUAGCACUGGAAGUCAGGAGAUCUGGGAUAUGCAUACAGCUGUGCCACUGCCAUGCUGAUGGACCCUGGGGAAGUCCAUCAUCUCUCUGUGCCUCAGUUUCCCCAGCUCUAAAGUGCAGCCAAUACUCCUUGCCUACCUCAUAGAGCUAUUGUGAGGCUUAAUGUUUACAAUUUCUUUGAAAUCCUCAGAUGGGAGAUGAAACAGAAAACAGUAUUAUCCCACUGGUAUGAAACUUGAUCCUAUUAAAGUCCCAUUAAACUGCCAUUAACUUCAAUGGAAUCAGGAUUUGGUACGUAAUGUUCAUUGCACCCUUCUUUUCUUUUUUUUUCCUCUCCAUUUUCCUCCCUCCUGAAACACCCUCCAGGUUUCCUGCUCUCUUUUGUUUCAUCUCUUUUCUUCAUCUUAAAUUUUCAAACCAUUUGUCUUACAUUCCAAGAAGUACACAGUAAUAUUCUUAACAUGCAGUUUCCUGAUGUCACUUUCUUAUUACAGCAGUAAGGACCCAGCAGCAUGAAUAAAAACAUCAGUUCUUGCUGUUACCCCAGCAGAGACCUUCAUGUAUAAUACACCCAUUGUAUACUCAGUUAUACCUGUUGCUCAGAUCUGUUGUUCAGCUUAGAACUUGAAACUGCAAGAAUGUUUUUAAAACCCUGAUGAUUCCUAGAGCCCCUGGUAUGGACCAUUUCAGGGAUGGACUAGCUACAAUCAUUUGAAUACUAAUUAACUUGCAUGCAAGGACUGUGAUAAUAGAAUGAUAUGUAUUGUUAUCUCAUUCUUAAAAUGUUAGGGUUCAGAGUUUGAUCAAAAGAGUUUCGUUUUUGUGAGAUGGCCAGUCACAUUAAUUUGAACAUAUAUUUCUCUUGGCUACUUUCAUAGCCAGGGAUGCCUGAAGCUGGCUGAGAUCACAGGCCUAAUGUAAAUAGAUGAAUUGUUUUCUAGUAAAUAAAGGCAUGGUGUCCCCCUGCA
Messenger RNA from Gavialis gangeticus (Gharial), 5960 nucleotides. RefSeq names its product ectodysplasin A2 receptor (gene EDA2R). Gene Ontology annotation, cellular component: plasma membrane. NCBI's taxonomy places the organism in Eukaryota, Metazoa, Chordata, Crocodylia, Gavialidae. The transcript has 10 exons. Gene Ontology annotation, molecular function: protein binding; tumor necrosis factor receptor activity. The record is from RefSeq and is a predicted model, not a curated record. Bases 31 to 1662 code for a protein of 543 amino acids. Gene Ontology annotation, biological process: tumor necrosis factor-mediated signaling pathway; positive regulation of JNK cascade; positive regulation of canonical NF-kappaB signal transduction.